Mangifera indica (mango) is the source of this 1249-nucleotide messenger RNA. RefSeq names its product heparan-alpha-glucosaminide N-acetyltransferase-like. The transcript has 11 exons. Lineage: Eukaryota; Viridiplantae; Streptophyta; Magnoliopsida; Sapindales; Anacardiaceae. The record is from RefSeq and is a predicted model, not a curated record. The coding region runs from base 92 to 1249 and encodes 385 amino acids.
UCUUAUCAAAGCACCACUAUUAGUAUUAUCAUCUCACCACAAGCCAUCUAGCUUAUCUGAGAGUUUGGCAAGGAGGGAGAAAGGUUUGAACAUGGCUGAUCCCAGGAGAGUGGAAGAAGGGCUAGGCCAUGAAGAUGAUAGUAAAAAAGAUGAUAAAAGUAACUUCGAAGAUGGCAUAAAGAAGGAGAAAGAGAUAGAGAGGAGUAUCGUUAUACAGGAUGAAGCUGUUGAGCAGAAAGAGGAGCAACCGCUGAAGCAGAAGAGCAAGAGAGUUGCAACCUUGGACGCAUUUAGAGGUCUUACUAUAGUGGUGAUGAUAUUGGUGGACGAUGCUGGGGGAGCAUAUGAGAGGAUCGAUCACUCACCAUGGAAUGGAUGCACAUUGGCCGACUUUGUCAUGCCUUUUUUUCUCUUCAUUGUUGGGGUGGCAAUCGCCCUUGCUCUCAAGAGAGUUCCGAAGAUCGGUGAUGCAAUAAAGAAGAUAAUUUUGAGGACACUGAAGCUUCUAUUUUGGGGAAUUCUAUUGCAAGGGGGUAUACUUCACGCCCCUGAUUAUCUCUCUUAUGGAGUUGACAUGAAGUUCAUCAGAUGGUGUGGGAUUCUACAGAGAAUAGCAGUGGUGUACUGUUUUGUAGCAGUAAUAGAGGCUUUGACCACCAAGCGGAGACCAACUGUACAGGAACCUGGACAUUUCUCUAUUUUCACAGCAUAUAAAUGGCAAUGGCUCGGAGGGUUUGUCGCAUUCCUUGUUUACAUGAUCACUACAUAUUCCUUAUAUGUUCCGGACUGGAGCUUUGUAGUGCGCAGCGAUCAUGAAGCAAAGAGAUACACAGUCAAAUGUGGGAUGAGAGGACACUUAGGACCUGCCUGUAAUGCUGUUGGUUAUGUGGACAGAGAAGUUUGGGGCAUAAAUCAUUUGUACUCCAUUCCAGUUUGGUUGCGCUUAAAGGCUUGCACUCUUAGUUCUCCAAAUUCUGGCCCUCUUCGCGAGGACGCUCCAGCUUGGUGUCGUGCUCCAUUUGAACCAGAAGGCCUGUUGAGUACAAUUUCAGCUAUCCUCUCUGGUACAAUUGGCAUCCAUUAUGGACAUGUUCUGAUUCAUUUCAAGGGUCACUCUGAGAGGCUGAAGCAGUGGAUCUCCACGGGGAUUGUCUUAUUUAUCAUAGCCAUAAUUCUUCAUUUUACAGAUGAAAACCUCUAUGCCAGUUUCUUUGCUGAAGAAUUUACAACACUUCUACUUUCACUGUAA